GUAGUCGUGACCUCCCAUGUGGGUGUACCAAACAUCAAAUUCAAAAUGCCGAACUGAGUAGAGUCUUGUUCACCACUGUACCCAAGGCAACAACAAAUUUGAGGGCGGGCGACCGAGAAAGAAGAAUGUGUGAGCGUAUUUACGCGGUGUAAAUUAAUACGUGGAAAAAGAUAAACAUUUAGAACAAGACGGCUGCGUGAUGGAAGCACGGCUUGCGUAUUGAAGCAAAAAAACGAAACAGCCUAAACUCCCGGUCUUUCUUUUUUGGCCUGCGUCACAGUUGUGUCGUGGAACUGCAUAGCAGCACGACUCAGGCACCAUGGAGGAAGCGUUCGCGCAGCGCUCUACUUCCCGGUCCUCCACCUCCGCAAGAAUGGAGCCUUCGCAGCAGUCCACCCGGGCUUUCGUGCUUGGCCAAGCGGAGCGGCAUUUGUCGAGCCUGACGCAGCUCGCGAUUCUGAUUACGAUUGUCUGCUACGCGAUGGUGCAGCUCCAGGAAAUUCUGAUCUAUGCUGUGCAAAAGUAUCGUACUCGUAGUAGUUGCAAUUAUGCAUUUACAAAUCUCCAUCUCACGGUGAAACAGCAUCACAAAUUCCAUUUGUCGUGCUAAGGUAAUUUGUAAUGCAAUUCCCACUAGUACGAUGCUUUUGCAAUUCAUAUGAUCCCCUUCGCGCUCGCGGUCUUUCUCUUGCAGCUCUUCGAGAAGGUCGCCAAAUUGCUGGCCAAGCCCCGGGAUCUUAUCAAAUGUAAAAAUGUCUGGGUCUGGAAAGGUGGAACUUGUGAUGCUUUUUGCGGAUCCGAUUUCGAAAAAAAACUGUAUUGCAUGACCAGCAAGAGAAGUCCAAUUUGGUGUACACGGAGAGGGCAUUUCUGAUGCAGAAUACGCAUCAGGAAGCCCUCUAGAAAUAUGUGAUGCUAGGCCAUGCAUUACAGGCAUCAAGGGCCAUGCAAAAUAUGCAUGACAAGUCUGGCAAUCUUUCAGACCCAGACAUUUUUGCAUUUGAUAGAUCUGCUCGUGAAGCAACUGGACUCUUAUUGCGCGAACUACGAGCAGGCUACUAUGGCAACAUCUACUUCAUCCGCGAGGCAUUUCACAGCUAGUGGCGGAGCAAACGAUCAUAUGAAUCUGGGCGACCACGUGAGUGGCGGUGCGAGAACGCCGACGGGAAUCGCCAGUACAACCGGUCCUACUUCUUCCGCGACAGUUGUCUCACCGCUUUCGCUAUGAAAUGCAAAAGCAUCGUACUAAGUAGAAAUCGCAUGACAAAUUUCCUCAGCAUGAAAAUUGGAAUUUGUAAUGCGGAUAUAGGUUGUAAGAAGGAGAUUUGUAAUGCAUGACAGGAGCGAUUACUACGAGUGCGAUAAUUUUGCACAGCAUAUUCGCCUACAGCUACAAGGCCCUCGUCCCGGAGGAACAUUGCACUUUUCUACAGCUAUAUGGCAAGAAAAAACUGUUUCGCUGUGAACUUGUGAUGCAUAGAAUGGAAGACAGAACGCAUUUGUCUUGCCACACCUGCAAGACCUCGACUCUUUAGCCGUGUUUUCCCUUUGGAAGCGCGCAUGGCAAAUUUUCUGCGUCAUGUGUAACAAACUUGUGAUGCAGAUCUUGCAAGAUGAUCAUCACAGUGAAACAGUUUUUUCGUGGGAUAAGCUACCUGAAGAAGGCGAUUCACGUGAUUUCCGAUUUGUUGAUUAUCCUCAUCUGUCUCGCGUCGGUGCUGUAUGACGGUGCACAACUCCCCCUCCCCCUCAUUUGUAUCGCAUGAAGAGCAACACAAGCAACAGCAGAAAAGGGGUUUUCGCAUGACAAAUUUUCAUGCGGAUUGUAGUACUAAUUUGAGGUUCCAAAAUUUGUCAUGCUAGCAGUGCUUACGAGCAAGGUGUGAGUUUGGUACUUUGCAUGACAAACGAGGGGGAGGGGGAGUUGUGCACUGUCAUAUGCUGCUCUUUGUCUUCCUGGUGUUCUACGGGCUGUCGAAUCUGUUCGAUAAAUCCAAAUUCAUAUGAACUGCAAAGAAAAGCAUUGUACUUGUAGUAUUGCAAUGCAAAUUAGCUCAGCAUGAGAAAUGGAAUUUUUCAUGCUGAUUUAGGUUGAAAAAGAAAUUUGUGUUGCAUGACUGCGAUUUUUAGUAGGAGUGCGAUGCUUUUGCACAGGAUAACUCAGCAAGUACUACCAAUCACCGCGGGUGCAGGAUUUGAUAAACUACCUGCGGUCACUAGGGGUGGAGAUCACGGUCGACGAAGUGGUCCGGAAAAUCGAGGACCCCUUGACCCAAUUUGUCGGCGGGGUUUUGCAUUUCUUGUCGACGGGCUUCUUGGUGUUGAUGAUCCUCGGAUUUUUACUCCUCGGGGUGUUGCAGGAGACGCAGGCGAAGAAAACCGGCACAGUGACGAGCGGGAGCGCUACAACAGCUUCGGGGACAAAUCUUUCUCUGCACCACCAACGUCAACAUACCGCCUCCGAUCUGGAUCGAGAACUUUCUGACGUUACCACCGUUAUCAAAUGGAAAAAUGUCUGGAUGUGGAUCUGGAAGAAUGCAACUUGUGAUGCUGCAUUUGGAUUCCAAAAAAAUCUGUAUUGCAUGACCAGCAAAAGGAAUCUGAUUUUUGCUACGCGGAGAGGGCAUUUGUCAUGCGGAAUAGGCAUCAAGAAUCCCUUUAAAAAAACUGUGAUGCUAGGGCAUGCAUCACAGACAUCAUGGCUCACGCAAACCGUGCAUGACAGGUCUGAGAAUCUUCCAGACCCAGACAUCUUUGCAUUUGAUAGACGUGGCGCACGUGCGAUCUUCUGCGACAGGUACCGUUUAUGCUGUGCAAAAGUAUCGUACUCGUACUAAUCGCGUUCAUGCAUUACAAAUUUCUUUCUCAAGUGAAAUAUUAGCGCGAAAGUACCCCUAACGAAAAAAUCUUCAACAAAUUGCAAAAGUUUUUGAAAUUUUCUGUCGUCUCUGUUUUGUGGCGCGUUGCGCUGGUAUGGGCCGAGAUGCCCAGCAGGCUGGGUCUGCGGCCGGCGUGGAGGAGUUUUCGCCGCGAGGCCUGUUGAAGCCGCAGGCUUGGUGCAGCAUAAAACUUGCGGCUGACAGCCCAUCGCCCCAUGGCCCGCGAGCCGUUUUAGUGAUUAUUUUGGCCGUGAAAGCGUCUGCCCCUUUUCUCCAAAAUUCAGCCAAAAAUAAAUCGCAGGCGGGCCCGUUUUUCGGCGCCCAAAUUUCCGGAGGACCACGGACGGACCACAGACGGACCGCAGGCGGGCCACACUUGGCCAACAAAGCAAAUUUUUAAAAUUCCCAAAGUCAGGCGAUUCCUUAGGGUUUUUGCCGUCCCGAGCCAAUUCGGGUGCUUUUGUUUGCACAAAAAGAAUUUUUUUUUCGAACAAGCGGAAUUUGGGAAAAAUUUGUUUUUGCACAAAAAAAAUUUGGGAAGGCGAUACGGUUGGGGGGUAAAAUUGGGGGUUGAGAACUUUUCCUGCCCGGGAAGCAGGACGCCACGCUGGGUGAACGCAAUCCAUGUCGCGGCUGCAGAAUUAGUGCUGUGGGCCCGGAUGGCUGGGCAGCCUCCCGCGCAAGUCGGGCCUACAUCGCGAACGCUCCAACCUGGCAGGCCUCGGCAUUUCAAUUUUCCCGACCAUGGCCGCAGGAAGGGCCGCGACCUUUCUGGUGAUUUUCGCGACGACAAAAAAAAACCAAAUUUGUUGGAAUCAGAUUCCUUAGGGCAACUUUCUGCCCAAGAAAUACGCAUUACAAAUUUUAUUUUUCAUGCUGAGGAGAUUUGUCAUGCGAUUUAUAUAUACUAGUACGAUACUUUUGCAAUUCAUACCGUUCCGGGCGUGCCGAUUGUCAUGCCUACUACGACAGGAGUAGACAGAUUCAAAAAUACAAGUACGAUGAACGGCGCUUCGAUAUACAACAGUGAAGUACGCAGUGCAACAGUGCUAUCGUACUCGUAUAAAUGCAUUACAAAUCAUGUACAUGUCCUCAGCAUGAGAAAGAAAAUUAAUUUGUAAUGCUGAUCUACCUCAAGAAAAAGAUUUGUAAUGCAUGACUGCAAUACGAAUACGACGCUUUUGCGCUGCAUAUGAAGCGGAGUCGGACUAUUCCCCGUCCAUCGCCGAUAUCGUGUCGACAGCGGCUAGCACGACCAGUCCGCAGCACUUGCACGCCACCGUCGCUGCCGCGGAGUUGAGUAUGGAUCACGCGCUCAGUAACAACAACGCGAGCAAGGUCACGCCCUUUCUCACGUCUCCGACCACGCAGCAUGGGGCAGCACCGCCCCUGUUGGCCGCGCGUGGGACUCGGGACCCGAGACAGCCGCAGCUACCACACCACACGACCUCCACACGCUCGUCUCCGCACUAUUUUGAAUCCUUCGCACCAAAGGCGAAAGACCAGAUCCAGAAGUACAUUCUGCUGAAGACGCUCAUGUCUCUGAUUCUCGGGUGCGGGGUGGGCACCACGCUGUUAGCGGUGCAAGUCGACUUCUGGUUCGUUUUUACCGUGAUGGCGUUUCUGCUGAACUUCAUCCCGACCGUCGGCGGCGCGAUUAGUUUGAUCUUACCCACCGUGAUCACGUUUUUGGACCCAACGAAACAGGUGUCGGACAUCUUGAUCGUGUUUAUCAUACCGGUAUGCAUUGCAAAUAUGCCUGGGUCUAGAAGGAUGCAAAGUUAAUCCUGCUCGUCUGGCAUGACUAUGAGAGUAUCUCUUUGAUGCGUGAUAUCCAAGAAGACACCCUAGUAUUGCUUGUCAUGCAAAGUCGCCGUUUGUAAUUGAAUUGUAGUCUUUAUGGCGAAAGCGCAAGGCCUAGCCGCGCAAAUAAUAUUUCUCACGCUUGGUUGUGCAUUAUGGAAACAGAUUUUAUCACUUACGACUACGAGAAAUUCAGAUUCACAAACACAGCCGACCAUAUAUAAGUUUCCAAACCUAGACUUUUUGCAUUGGAUAACCAGGGUUGCUGCACAUUCUCUGCGGAAACGUGUUGGAGUAUCAAGGUGAAAAAUUCUCCCUCCCCCUGAUCAAAGUGGAAUUUACCCACCUACCUACCGGCUCGCCUGGUCGACCAGGCGACCGGGAGGCCGCAUACCGUGCCGGAAGUGGAUCAGACAGGGCCGGCGCCCCUUUCGCUCGCCUGGUCGACCAGGCGAGCGGAGAGAACCUGCCGAAAAGUUGCGUCACCUUGAGGCCGCAUACCGUGCCGGAAGUGGAUCAGACAGGGCGGGCGCCCCUUUCGCUCGCUUGGUCGACCAAGCGAGCGAAGAGAACUUGCCGACAAAUUGCGUCACCUUGUGGCCGCGUACCGUGCUGGAAGUGGAUCAGACAGGGCCGCCGCCCCUUUCGCUCGCCUGGUCGACCAAGCGAGCGAAAAGAGCCUGUCGAGAAAUUGCGUCACCUUGUGGCCGCACACCGUGCCGGAAGUGGAUCAGACAGGGCCGACGCCCUUUUCGCUCGCCUGGUCGACCAGGCGAGCGAAAAGAACUUGCCGAAAAAUUGCGGCACCUUGCGGCCGCGUACCAUGCCGGAAGUGGAUCAGACAGGGCCGGCGCCCCUUUCGCUCGCUUGGUCGACCAAGCGAGCGAAAAGAACUUGCCGAAAAAUUGCGGCACCUUGUGGCCGCAUACCGUCCCGGAAGUGGAUCAGACAGGGCCGACGCCCCUUUCGCUCGCUUGGUCGACCAAGCGAGCGAAAAGAACUUGCCGAAAAAUUGCGGCACCUUGUGGCCGCAUACCGUGCCGGAAGUGGAUCAGACAGGGCCGACGCCCCUUUCGCUCGCUUGGUCGACCAAGCGAGCGAAAAGAACUUGCCGAAAAAUUGCGGCACCUUGUGGCCGCAUACCGUGCCGGAAGUGGAUCAGACAGGGCCGACGCCCCUUUCGCUCGCUUGGUCGACCAAGCGAGCGAAAAGAACUUGCCGAAAAAUUGCGGCACCUUGUGGCCGCAUACCGUGCCGGAAGUGGAUCAGACAGGGCCGACGCCCCUUUCGCUCGCUUGGUCGACCAAGCGAGCGAAAAGAACUUGCCGAAAAAUUGCGGCACCUUGUGGCCGCAUACCGUGCCGGAAGUGGAUCAGACAGGGCCGACGCCCCUUUCGCUCGCUUGGUCGACCAAGCGAGCGAAAAGAACUUGCCGAAAAAUUGCGGCACCUUGUGGCCGCAUACCGUGCCGGAAGUGGAUCAGACAGGGCCGACGCCCCUUUCGCUCGCUUGGUCGACCAAGCGAGCGAAAAGAACUUGCCGAAAAAUUGCGGCACCUUGUGGCCGCAUACCGUGCCGGAAGUGGAUCAGACAGGGCCGACGCCCCUUUCGCUCGCUUGGUCGACCAAGCGAGCGAAAAGAACUUGCCGAAAAAUUGCGGCACCUUGUGGCCGCAUACCGUGCCGGAAGUGGAUCAGACAGGGCCGACGCCCCUUUCGCUCGCUUGGUCGACCAAGCGAGCGAAAAGAACUUGCCGAAAAAUUGCGGCACCUUGUGGCCGCAUACCGUGCCGGAAGUGGAUCAGACAGGGCCGACGCCCCUUUCGCUCGCUUGGUCGACCAAGCGAGCGAAAAGAACUUGCCGAAAAAUUGCGGCACCUUGUGGCCGCAUACCGUGCCGGAAGUGGAUCAGACAGGGCCGACGCCCCUUUCGCUCGCUUGGUCGACCAAGCGAGCGAAAAGAACUUGCCGAAAAAUUGCGGCACCUUGUGGCCGCAUACCGUGCCGGAAGUGGAUCAGACAGGGCCGACGCCCCUUUCGCUCGCUUGGUCGACCAGGCGAGCGAAAAGAACUUGCCGAAAAAUUGCGGCACCUUGUGGCCGCAUACCGUGCCGGAAGUGGAUCAGACAGGGCCGACGCCCCUUUCGCUCGCUUGGUCGACCAGGCGAGCGAAAAGAACUUGCCGAAAAAUUGCGGCACCUUGUGGCCGCAUACCGUGCCGGAAGUGGAUCAGACAGGGCCGACGCCCCUUUCGCUCGCUUGGUCGACCAGGCGAGCGAAAAGAACUUGCCGAAAAAUUGCGGCACCUUGUGGCCGCAUACCAUGCCGGAAGUGGAUCAGACAGGGCCGACACCCCUUCCGCUCGCCUGGUCGACCCACCAGGGCAGGCGAGCGAAAAGAACUUGCCGAAAAAUUGCGGCACCUUGUGGCCGCAUACCAUGCCGGAAGUGGAUCAGACAGGGCCGACACCCCUUCCGCUCGCCUGGUCGACCCACCAGGCGAGCGAAAAGAACUUGCCGAAAAAUUGCGGCACCUUGUGGCCGCAUACCGUGCCGAAAGUGGAUCAGACAGGGAGGGCCGCCGCCCCUCUCGCUCGCCUGGUCGACCAGACGAGCGGAAAGAACUUGCCGAAAAAUUGUGGCACCUUGUGGCCGCAUACCGUGCCGGAAGUGGAUCAGACAGGGCCGACGCCCCUCUCGCUCGCCUGGUCGACCAGGCGAGCGAAAAGAGCCUGUCGAGAAAUUGCGUCACCUAGUGGCCGCAUACCGUGUCGGAAGUGGAUCAGACAAGGCCGGCGCCCCUUUCGCUCGCCUGGUCGACCAGGCGAGCGAAAGGAAAGAACUUGCCGAAAAAUUGCGGCACCUUGUGGCCGCAUACCGUGCCGGAAGUGGAUCAGGCAGGGCCGACGCCCCUUUCGCUCGCCUGGUCGACCAGGCGAGCGAAAAGAACCUGUCGAGAGAUUGCGUCACCUUGUGGCCGCAUACCGUGCCGGAACGAAGUGGAUCAGACAGGGCAGACGCCCCUUUCGCUCGCUUGGUCGACCAAGCGAGCGAAAAGAACUUGCCGAAAAAUUGCGUCACCUUGUGGCCGCAUGCCGACCGUUCCGGAAGUGGAUCAGACAGGGCCGCCGCCCCUUUCGCUCGCCUGGUCGACCAGGCGAGCGAAAAGAGUGAACCUGUCGAGAAAUUGCGCCACCUUUUGGCCGCAUACCGUGCCGGAAGUGGAUCAGACAAGGUAGGGGGGGCGCCCUUUCGCUCGCCUGGUCGACCAGGCGACGGACCGGGAGGCCGCCCCUCGGAAAUUGUGCCACCCCCGGGGAGCCCCCUGGAAAUUGGCGACCGGGAAGCCGCCGCCUUGGGUAUGGGGUGGAUAGGAUUUUUCUUUACGAUAUGGAGCCCUACUUUUUCGGAUCUUCGUUCGAGUUGUAUCAUGAGUAAUAUUGCCGACGCUUCCACCCGAGAGAGACUACUUGGCAUGCAAGGCUGCAAGAAGCCUAAAGCUAAACUUGUGUGUGUGUUGUGUCUCAUGCGCAGGCACUUCUAUGAGAGCAGGCAUUGUCUAAAUGCUGUCUGAGUGUUUGUCAUGCCAAAAUAAGAGAUGCCGGUGCCGCGGCUUCACACAUGCUAAACGCAAUGAGAUUGCUCGCCCAGCAACCACCUCAUGCGCAACAGCAGUCAAAACUUGUUGCUUGAUUUGUGUCGCAAAGUGCUCACCUUCAGGACUCAGGUGUGUAGUGGGCGGUCCCGUUUUUACGUUGGAUAAACUGCACCCCAUUGUCAUCAUGUUCUGCUUGGUGGUCUGGAGCUCGCUCUGGGGAGUGGUUGGCGCGGUGCUGUCGGUACAGGAGGUUCCUUUUGAUGUGAGCGUCACAUCAUAUUGCUUCACCAUUACUAUGUACUAGAGAAGUAUUGCACCAAAAUGAAAAUUAAUACCAAAGAACCUAUUCAGGUGCCCCUCACUUGCUGCCUGAAGCUGGCCCUGGAGCCCCACAUCAAGGCCCAUCCCUACGCUCUGUUUGCGUAUCGCGCUAUGGAGUUCCAUAUGCAUUGCAAAAGUAAAUCGUACUGGUUCUCGUACUAGAAAUGAAAAUUUUUGCAUUUGUAGUCAUGUGCAUUACAUACAAAGCUCUUUGUCAGUUUUUAUGGUAUUAAAUCCACCGCAUUUUUAGUCCAGUCAUGCUGAGGGUGGAAUUUGUCAUGCGAUUAUUCUAGUACCAUUACGAUAGUACUGGCGCAAUGCAUAUUCGAGCUACCAACCGAAGAGCAGAUUUUGGAAACCGACUACAUCAGUUCGACGCCCCGGCCAACGCCCCGCACGUUGACGGAUCCCAGCCGAGCUUUGAUGAGCAGUGGCGGUGGUACAAAUUUUGGAAGUAGUUCUCAUGCGGCGGGAACAACUAUGGGGAUAUCCAAUACAAAAAUAUCCUUGGACGACGUCUGGAUGUAACAAGGCUGCACAUGAAAAGAAGUCUCGCCAUAUCUUGUUCAGUUCUACCUGCAUAUAUAACAGAUUCAGAUCUUGUUGUCCUUCAAAUUUCGCAUCACAAUAAAUCCAGCUAACCAAGAGUGAUAUUUACGAUGCAUAAGGGAGUAGAAACUACCACUCGAGUCGAAUGUCGACGGCGAGUAAAGAUUCCACGCCGAUAUCCUGAGCGAAAGGACCGUAGUACAACUAGUAGAAAUUAUUGCAUGAAGAUCACAUAUUUGCUCAGCAUGAUGGAUGCAGAUUGUAAUUCUGAUGUAGCCUAGGAGAGACAUUUGUCUUUGUCAUGCACAUUUGCAAUUACGACACGUACGAUAGUACACCUUUGCUGCACAGGAUAGCCGAGCUCGAGUUACAACGAGGGGUAGCUAACUCCAGAUGGGCUCGAAUCUUCUUCGGACGGUGGAACCUCUUCUAGGGGGGAUGAAAGACGAAGACCGUGGAAACAGUUUCGUAUUUGACAUCACUUCUAUGGACGAAAAAUAAAAGAUUUUUAUGACCACCGGGCAUUCAAGUCGGCAGUAAUUGAAAACUCGUGCGAACUAUUCGGUCCAACAAAAGAAUCACAGCACUGAAGUCAAAGUGCAGAAUGGACGAUAGGAGGCUGUAACAAGCGGAAAUUGAAAGUAGAGAACCUAUUGACGAGCACACCUAGAUGAAGUACUAGUAGUACGACAGGCGUAAUACUAGCCAAGGUUAAGGUGGUGCUCCUGCUUUUUGAAUAAAGAAAAACUACGCUCGGCUGUAUGAUUCAAAAAUGUAGUACCGGUGUAGAGCAGCGCGCGCUU
Molecule: messenger RNA, 9951 nt
Organism: Amoebophrya sp. A120
Lineage: Eukaryota; Dinophyceae; Syndiniales; Amoebophryaceae
Source: the annotation of a GenBank genome assembly